GAAGCAGGGAAAGCAACAUGCGAUGAAAUAAGUGCCGGACCCUACUUCGAAGUUGAUGUUUGUUAAAGCAGAUAGAAUUAUCCAUCCUGUCCUUACUAUAAAGACUCAUUGCCGCACACGCUCCCGAGUUCAAUCAUCGGGUUGGCCUAUGACUUCUGCUCGUAGAUACAGGUUUAUGUCUACAAUGGCGCUGAAAACAAUCACUGCUCAAAAUGCAGCAGCGUUAGAUAAAGAUCUGAUGGACUCUGGGGCCUUUUCAAUUGAUCAAUUAAUGGAAUUGGCUGGGCUUUCUGUGUCUCAAGCCGUGUAUAAAGUUCACCCACCAUGCAAAGGCAAAAAUGUGCUCAUUGUUUGCGGCCCUGGCAAUAACGGCGGAGACGGACUCGUCUGUGCCCGUCAUCUAGCUCACUACGGUUACAAUCCAACAAUAUAUUACCCCAAGCAUGCCAAAAAUGAGCUGUAUGAACGCCUCAAGAUCCAACUCCACAACCUUUCAGUCCCAUUCACUGAUGACUUUGCCGACGCUCUUUCUACCACCACCUUGAUAGUCGACGCCAUCUUUGGUUUCUCCUUCGGCGGUCCUCUACGUGAGCCGUAUCCCGCUAUAAUCUCCCAGAUAGAAUCCGCCAAAGUACCUGUCGUGUCCGUUGACGCGCCCAGUUCAUGGGACAUUGAAACUGGUCCUCCAAAGGAUGGACCUGGGGCUCUGUUUAUGCCAGAAGUGCUUGUUAGCUUGACGGCUCCGAAGCCCUGCGUGAAGUUCUUUAGAGGGAGGCAUUUCAUCGGGGGACGGUUUCUAACGAAAGGGACUGCGGAGAAAUAUGGGUUAGAUGUACCUGACUACCCAGGAAUCGAUCAAGUCAUGGAGAUUGAUGUAGAGGGAAGUGAGAAACUAUGAGACGCUUGGACAUGAAUUCAAUACAGCAGAGGAUAAA
Molecule: messenger RNA, 935 nt
Organism: Coccidioides posadasii C735 delta SOWgp
Lineage: Eukaryota; Fungi; Ascomycota; Eurotiomycetes; Onygenales; Onygenaceae
Source: RefSeq, a predicted model, not a curated record